CUGCAGACGUUCCACUCUAUAAAGGAAACCACCAACAGCAGAGCACUCCCCACCACCACUCCCACCACUCCGAGCGGCUCCUCCUGCCUCGUCCUCGCUCCCGUCCCCUCGCCGGCGCCCGAUCUGAGUCAAGAUGAGUCGUGGCGGGAGUGCUGGUGGUGGUCAAAGUUCUCUGGGUUACCUAUUUGGAGAUGGUGAGCCUGCAAAACCUGCUGCAGCAGCAGCUGCGAAGGCCCCACCUGCUGAGAAACCAGCACCAGCAGCUGGUGAUGUAGCCAAGCAAAUUCCAGCUGGUAUUCCAGGCAGCAGGGCGAACAACUAUCACCGGUCAGAAGGCCAGAACACUGGCAACUUCCUUACGGACCGUCCUUCAACCAAGGUUCAUGCUGCUCCUGGUGGUGGCUCGUCCCUGGGCUACUUGUUUGGCGGGAAGUGAUGCUAAUGAUGCUGCUUAAUGAACGAUGAAUGUUCUGUAUCUCUGUUAUCCAUGUGGGAAAAAACUGAAGUGUUUGAUUUCAGCAAUUUACCACCUGUGUUGAUGUACUGUGUUCUGUGUGGUUCAUGUGUCCAAGCUGACCUCCUGCUUGGAAGCCAGCUUGUCUAAAACCUGUUGCUGUCAAGACUAAUCGUGUUGAUAUCAAAAUUGGCGUGCCUACUUACUUGUCUGCUC
Molecule: messenger RNA, 670 nt
Organism: Lolium rigidum
Lineage: Eukaryota; Viridiplantae; Streptophyta; Magnoliopsida; Poales; Poaceae
Product: protein SPIRAL1-like 1
Exons: 3
Coding region: 134-436 (100 amino acids)
Biological process (GO): cortical microtubule organization
Cellular component (GO): cortical microtubule, transverse to long axis
Source: RefSeq, a predicted model, not a curated record